Neurospora hispaniola is the source of this 601-nucleotide messenger RNA. RefSeq lists its product as uncharacterized. The coding region runs from base 39 to 407 and encodes 122 amino acids. The record is from RefSeq and is a predicted model, not a curated record. Lineage: Eukaryota; Fungi; Ascomycota; Sordariomycetes; Sordariales; Sordariaceae. The transcript has a single exon.
AUAGAUGCCUGUGGGACGACUUGGAUUUCUUGGCAGCAAUGACGACGUCGUUGAUUGUUUUUCAUGUGUUUGUGGUCUUUGUCUUUGACGGGACCUCCUUGGUUACAUAUCUGAAACUGAUGGAAUUCCAUCUGAAAAUCCACUCCACUUUACUGAGCAUUGUUGUCCUCCCACAAAGAUUUCCUCACUUCUUCCUUCUUUCCUCAAUUAUUGAUUGCGUUCAUCUUGCACUACUACACUCGGAUAUCCAGUCCUGGUCUUUCUUUGUAUCUACCUGCCGGUUAGUCAGUCAGUCAGUCAGUCAGUCAUCAGUCAGACUCAUAAACCAGAAAACGCAAAACAACAACGAAGACAUCAACAACACCCCCACCAGAUCAACAACGACAAAACUACACCGCGAACAUUGAUACCCAACAACAACACCCGACCAAAUCGCAACCAUGCCACCCCCCGAACCCCACAAGACUACACCCUCCGCGUAACAGCCGGUCCAACCUACGACCUCGCCACCCAUGUCGAAAUUCCCAUCAACUCCCCUCACCUAACCCACAUAUCUUCUCCUUCUUCAACCACGGAAGCAGGGAUGGACAUCGACCUCACC